This is a messenger RNA of Anoplophora glabripennis (Asian longhorned beetle), 1205 nucleotides long. RefSeq names its product translation initiation factor eIF-2B subunit beta. Bases 93 to 1130 code for a protein of 345 amino acids. Gene Ontology annotation, molecular function: guanyl-nucleotide exchange factor activity; translation initiation factor activity. Gene Ontology annotation, biological process: translational initiation. NCBI's taxonomy places the organism in Eukaryota, Metazoa, Arthropoda, Insecta, Coleoptera, Cerambycidae. The transcript is spliced from 8 exons. The record is from RefSeq and is a predicted model, not a curated record. Gene Ontology annotation, cellular component: eukaryotic translation initiation factor 2B complex.
AACAACUGUCACUUGUCCUUGUCCAUAUGUUUUAACAUAACCAAGAAAACUGUAUAAUAAAUAAAAUAAUUGAUUCGUUUAAUAUAAGAAAAAUGCCUGAACACGAGGACUUAUCAGAUGUCAUAAAAUUGGUUAGCGACAUAAGACAUAAGAAGUUAUUCAAUUCCUAUGAUAUCGCUUUGAGGUCUGAGGAGCUCUUGGAGAAAUUAAUCUCUCAUGGACAGUGGAGAAGUGCUAGGGAACUUAUGGCGCUGGUAAAAAUUUGGAUAAAAUACAUUACGGAAAAUCUUCCACAAGAGGCUACUGCUGUGAACAUAAUGAGGCAUGUUUUAAAAAUUAUUAGGGAAGAGUACGAAGCUGCUUCAAAGAAAAAAGGAGAGGGUCAGUCGUUGCAUCAGCUGGUAACCGCUAACCCGAAUAAUAUAUUAGAUUAUUCAGAAUCUUUGGGUAACCUUAAAUCUAGCUUAUUGGAUCACUUAACCGAGUACAAAGUCGAAGUAGAAUCAAGUACUGACAACAUAGCAGCACAAGCCCUGGAACACAUUCAUACAAAUGAAAUAAUACUUACAGUUGGAAAAUCUAACACUGUGGAGAGAUUUCUAAAGUCUGCUGCUAUGAAGAGGGACUUUAGUGUUAUCGUAGUUGAAGGAGCACCUUUUUAUUAUGGCCAUGCAAUGGCAGCAAGUCUAGCGAAAAGCAACAUAAAGACGACGGUAAUCCCCGAUACUGCAGUCUUUGCCAUGAUGUCUCGAGUUAAUAAAGUCAUCAUUGGAACUCAUACAGUUUUGGCGAAUGGUGGCUUGCGUGCGGCAAGUGGUAUUUACGCUGUUGCCUUAGCUGCUAAGCAUUAUUCUGUCCCAGUAAUGGUGCUGUCAAAUAUGUACAAAUUUACACCGAUCUAUGUCGCUUCACAUGACCGCAGCGCAUUUAACGUUUGUGCGUCUCCUGCCGAUGUCAUACCUUAUUCUAGUGGACAAUUACUGAAUAAAAUCGAAGUUUAUAAUCCCGUAUUUGAUUAUGUUCCCCCUGAACUCGUCACUCUCUUCAUAUCUCAUCAGGGAGGAAACGCUCCAUCUUAUGUAUACCGAUUAUUGUCUGAACUGUACCAUCAAGACGAUUACGAUAUAUAAAUUAUGAAUUUUAGGCCAUAACUUUAAAGAUUGUAUAAAUAUAUUCAAGUUGGUAAAUUAUAUGAAUUAAAUUUU